AUGUCAGCGGGAACUAUCGUGAUAACCGGAGGAAUUCUUGCUGGGGUGAUACUGCUGUGCAUCGUAGCAGUUCUCUGUUACUGUCGACUCCAGUAUUACUGCUGUAAGAAAAAUGAUUCGGAGGUGGACAAGGCCUCAGAGGCAGGAGCUGAUCCCCUGUCUCACUUCCCCUGCAACGCUUGCAACGCCCUCACCAUGGACGGCACUCCUAUCACCCCGGUCUCUUUGGACCAGCUGGACACGGGUUCCCACAACAAACCCUGCCCCACCUGUUCGCCGUACCCCCUCCGCUCUGGACUCGCAGAAGACAUGGGGAACGGAGGGGAGCGGCUGGGCUUCCAUACCUACUAUGAAAACCCGUCUGUGACUCUUCCCCAAUCUGCAAACCCGCCCACUUCCUCCCCUCUGAGUUACUACAACCCCAUGGAUGUGUUCCCUCCUCCGCCGCGACCCUACAGCACUGACGUCUGACUCCUCAUUCACCACAAACACAUCCUCACACAUGCUGCUUUGCUGAGGACUGAAUUCAGGUAAUUUAUUAGGGUGAAGCACGCAAACACCUACACGUAUUUUACUGCUCACUCUGAUUCUGUUCGUCAUUU
Molecule: messenger RNA, 602 nt
Organism: Nematolebias whitei (Rio pearlfish)
Lineage: Eukaryota; Metazoa; Chordata; Actinopteri; Cyprinodontiformes; Rivulidae
Product: protein FAM163A-like
Exons: 2
Coding region: 1-471 (156 amino acids)
Source: RefSeq, a predicted model, not a curated record